UGCUAUUGAACUGAGGUCAGCCCUAUUGCACAUUGCGCGCGGCUCUUGAAUAGCGGACGGAUGGGUCACACAAACGGAACAUUUUCCGUGUGUUUUGAGAUAUUAUAGGCUUUUCUGAGCACAACUUGACUUUGAUCCAAGGGAGGUGUACUACUUCAUUGUUUCUCUAGCAGGGAUAUGUCUCUGAUAGUGAAAGUUUGACCAUGAAGGAGUCCAUACAGAAUGCUGUGGUGGGCUUCUGUGUAGGUGCUGCUAGUGUGGGCGUGGCUGUCGUUGUUGCACACCGUCUCCGAUGGCUGCAGUUUGCCGCUGUGAAGAGUGGGACCAAUCACAGGCUAGAACCAGAACGAGGCUCAGGACAUCCAGCCUCCGAGGUCGAAGCUGCAACACAAUCCAUCCAAGCCGAAGACGUUUUGAGCAGAGAGUCGGCGCAGGCGCUCAACGAGGCGCGGGAAACCAUCCUGACCCUCCGGGCGCUGGGCGGAGCGGACCAAGUCACGGAGGAUGUGGGGGGGACCAGCAUCAACUCUGCCGAGAGUCAGAACAUUCUCAACCUUCUGUACAACAUUGCUGAGGACCAGGCUAGAAAAGAGGGCUAUGUGCACAGAGGGAUCACCUGUAACAUCUGUAACAACAGUCCUGUGUGUGGCACCAGGUACAAGUGUGGAAACUGUGUGGACUAUGACGUGUGUGAGAGGUGUGAACCGCUGGACAUCCACGACAAGAGUCACAUGUUCAUCAAGAUCACCAUCCCCCUCCCCCCGCUGGCCAGUCCGCGGGCAGCCUUGUUCAAACCACUCUUCACAGGUUCCACUGCCAGGGACCACAGUCUGCAGCCGAUCUCCUGGAGUCAUGUCAAAAGGCUACAGAAAAUCACUCACUUUGAUCACUUUGAGCUGGAGGCACUGUAUGAACAGUACCGAUGUCUGUGUGACCAGGACGCAGUCAUCAAGAGGGACACCUUCAACUUCUGUCUGGGACCGCUGGGUACCCUCAACAACCUGGUACUGGACAGGCUCUGGCAGUUCUACGACUUUAACAACGAUGGAGUCAUUGACUUUGAUGAUUUUGCAAAAGGCCUGUCUGUCCUUGUGAAGGGGACUCAGGAGGAAAAGACCAGAUUUGCAUUCCAAGGUUAUGACAUAGAGAAGAAAAACUCACUCAGCAGAGAAAACCUGACUAAGCUGUUAAAGGCAUAUUUCCAAGUUUCCAUCGAGCUUGUAAGAGACGUGGUCAAGGCAUGUGAAGAAGAGAUGAUGCUAAACUUUGAUGACAGCCAGGGCAAGCCUGUGUCGGCCCUGUUCAACGCUCCCAUUCCAUCCUCCGGCCAGCAGGGCAGGACAGCGAACGGGAAACCCCCCAUUCCUGGGAACCCUGGAGCUACGUAUGGCAAUUUUUACUUGUACUCAUGCCCUUAAAGGCUUCUACCUACA
This is a messenger RNA of Branchiostoma floridae (Florida lancelet), 1433 nucleotides long. RefSeq lists its product as uncharacterized. The record is from RefSeq and is a predicted model, not a curated record. The coding region runs from base 204 to 1418 and encodes 404 amino acids. Lineage: Eukaryota; Metazoa; Chordata; Leptocardii; Amphioxiformes; Branchiostomatidae. Gene Ontology annotation, molecular function: calcium ion binding; zinc ion binding. The transcript has 11 exons.